Molecule: messenger RNA, 639 nt
Organism: Batrachochytrium dendrobatidis JAM81
Lineage: Eukaryota; Fungi; Chytridiomycota; Chytridiomycetes; Rhizophydiales
Exons: 3
Coding region: 1-639 (212 amino acids)
Biological process (GO): proteolysis
Molecular function (GO): aspartic-type endopeptidase activity
Source: RefSeq, a predicted model, not a curated record
AUGCAUUUUCCUCAAACAGUCGUGACAGCGUUGGUCAAGGCUAUUGUUGAUAGUGAUGCGAUUACUAUCUGGGAUGCUAAAUCUAGGCGCAAACUCAAUCCGGAAGAAAUUGAUGACAUAUUUUGGAAACACCGUCUAAUGUCUGAAUCUAAUUUUAAUAUUGAUUGGAGAAAACUGCCGACAUUUACAAUUGUAAUGUAUGCUCAAACCCCCGUAACUGAUGACAAUCGUGAUUCCGUCGUAAAGAUCAAAUUGGGUCCCAAAGACUAUAUACAGAAAGUCAAUCUUGGAAAAUUUAAAAGAUACCUGUUUGCUGUAACAGUUGGCUCAAAUGACAAUGCAAUUCUUGGUAUACCAUUUAUGACCCAACUUGAAUUGACAUUUGAUUUACAAAAUACACGCAUUGGGUUUGGUCCUGGAUGUGGAUGUGAAACUGCAAGUAACAGGUAUCCUACUAUUUCAAACAAUGAUCAAGUACUCUGGCCAUUACCACAAUUGCCUGAACAACCAAGUACUUCAAGUUCAGAUGGCAGAUCUGGUCUCGGGAGAUCAUUUUCGCGACUUGGUAGUACUUUCCGUGGUACUCUUCGUCGUGGUAGCAAGCGGCCAAAGUUUGGUUACAAAAAGUUUGGAGACUAA